Molecule: messenger RNA, 1207 nt
Organism: Chenopodium quinoa (quinoa)
Lineage: Eukaryota; Viridiplantae; Streptophyta; Magnoliopsida; Caryophyllales; Amaranthaceae
Product: prostatic spermine-binding protein-like
Exons: 3
Coding region: 351-875 (174 amino acids)
Source: RefSeq, a predicted model, not a curated record
GAAAUGAAGCAAGUAUAUGGAGGGAGUAUGUCACUACUUAUUCCCGUUAUCCACUCGGUACAUGACUACAUGUCUACAUGUAACAAUGUAACAAUCGCUUCUUACAAAAAUAAAAAAGAAAAAGAGAGAAACAAAAACAAAAUUAUACGUAUUAGUGUAUUACAGUACCUAUGAGUCUAUGACACAUGCCAUUGGCCAAUCACUGUAGAUAUAGUUGACCCGGCCCAGACAAUCUUAAAACCCUAAAAACCCUGAAUUCCCCUGUUUCUUAACUCUUCCCUAGUCUCACUUUCUUUCCUUUGACCAAUCUCAAUCUUUGUCUCUUUUUCUCUCUUUAACUCCACUUCAAUAUGGACACACACUUGCUUCUCAGUUGCUCUGGUUCAAUGGAGGCUUCUGUCUCCUCUUUGAUGGAUUUUCUCAAGGUUGAACUUUUUCUUGCUUCUCUUCAAUCUCUUGCCUUUCUCCAGAGAUUUCUUCUCCUUUGUUUGACUGCAGAACAUCUUGCAGACAGUGAUCUUUUCAAGAACAAAUGGAUUUCUUUGUCUGACUUUUACGAAGUAACGAAAGCUGAAGGUGAGGCCAAGGAUGCCAGUGAUUCAGAAAACGACGAUGAAGAAGAUGAUGAUGAUGAUGGUGAUGGUGGUGAUGAUGACGACGAUGAUGAUGAGGACUUCUCAGGAGGUGAGGAGAGUGAUGAUGAUGGAGAUCCUGAAGAGGAUACGGCAAACGGUGGUGCGGACAGUAGUGAUGAUGAUGACGAUGAUGACGACUCCGAUGAUGACGAUGGUGACGAUGAUGAUGAAGAUGAUGAUGAUGAAGAAGAAGACGAUGAUGAUGAAAAGCAGCAACCGCCACAGAAAAAAAAGAAGUGAGAUGGAAUGUUUGUAUUUACUCUCCCCCUUUCUUCCCUUUCUUCUCUAGUUAUUGUCAUUGGUGGGGCUUUUGGGUCUUUGGUCUCUAUUUAGGAUUUCGGUAGACAAAAUUAGUUUCAAUGUCUUCAUGAUAGUUUAAAGUUUGUUUAUGUAGAUGGGGGAAGAUUCAUCUAUGUCCUUUGAUAAUGAUCAAAGUUCUCUGUAUUAGGCGUUCGUUAGAUCUGUUUUAUGUUAAUUCAUUUAGUUCAUAAUUUUUACAUUGGAAAUGAUUUCCCUUGAAAUGGAAGUCCAAGAAACAGAACAUAUUGACAAAUUCAUGAUUAUGUCCUUAA